Molecule: messenger RNA, 1692 nt
Organism: Andrographis paniculata
Lineage: Eukaryota; Viridiplantae; Streptophyta; Magnoliopsida; Lamiales; Acanthaceae
Product: nudix hydrolase 14, chloroplastic
Exons: 7
Coding region: 900-1544 (214 amino acids)
Biological process (GO): nucleoside phosphate metabolic process; ribose phosphate metabolic process
Molecular function (GO): ADP-ribose pyrophosphatase activity; ADP-glucose pyrophosphatase activity
Source: RefSeq, a predicted model, not a curated record
AACACACCCAAAGACAAAAAUGACAUUCUUGUGUCAUCCCGCUGCGCUACUGCGCAUUCCCAGCCUACGAAUCUCAAAGAAUCCCAUUGCAGAUUUCACUAGUUUCUCCUCUCCUCGUCUUAAUCACAACAGACGAAGCUUAUUUGUCGGUCCGAGAAUGGCGUCUACCCAAUUAAGUCAUGAAAUAACGCUUCCGGGUCAGCUCGGUCACCCAGUCACCGUCGUCGCUGCUGCUGGGGUCUCAGACUCCGACUUCAGGAAUGAUCUAUUUCACAUUAUUGGAUUUCGUUUAUUGUGUGGUUGAAAGUUUGUACUAGUGGAAUUGAUCGUAUUUUGGUUAUAUUAAAGUCUAUUGUCGCGGUUUGUGUUUAGAUUUUUGACAACUAGUCGCUUGCAUCGAUCAUUUUUAUUGCCUAUUUACAGAAAUUCCUGUGUAUGUUUAGCGCCACCGGUUUUAGGUUGCAAGUUACGAACAUCACUUAACUGUUGAAAUCUAAAUUAACUUGUAAAAUGUUGUCUAAUAGUCGGAGUUUUGUUUUCAGUCGUAUGCAUAUCUAUCAAGUGUCAGUUGUCGAUCGAAUAUUCUUUUUUGUGUUGGUUUCUGGAAGUCUUGGAAGUUCAUUAAGUUGGAUAUGACCAUAUAUCAUUGAUCAAAUGAUGCCAUUUCAUAUCUCUUGCGUUAGCACUUCAGGAAAUUAUCGUUGGUAAUUAAAAAUUAAAACAUAUAGAAUUGCAGUUGUUGGAAAUCAUCAUUGGAUUUAAACCUAAAAACUUAUAGAAGAAUUGCAGUACUUGAGGUGCCUGAUGACUGCUUAUCAGUGAGUCUAUGGUGUUGCAGGAAUGCCAUUGAAUCCUUUUUAUUCAAACAAUGGCUGAAAAACAUACAAACAGAAACUGGAAUGCUGGCUAAUGAAGCCAUGGUUUUGAGACAAGUGCUCAUUCAGGGCGUCGACAUGUUUGGUAGUCGUGUUGGAUUUCUCAAGUUUAAAGCAGAUGUAAUUGAUAAAGAAACAGGGAAGAAGGUUCCAGGCAUUGUUUUUGCAAGAGGGCCAGCUGUUGCAGUUCUAAUUCUAUUAGAAUCAGAAGGAGAGACAUAUGCUGUGCUGACAGAACAGGUCCGGGUUCCUGUUGGAAAGCUAAUAUUGGAAUUACCAGCUGGGAUGUUGGAUGAUGAAAAUGGUGAUAUAGCUGGAACAGCCAUUCGUGAGGUUGAGGAGGAGACUGGCUUACACCUAAAUCAAGAUGCAGUUGUUGAUCUCACUGCAUUCUUAGCUCCAUCCACAGGACAGAAAGUUUUCCCUUCUCCUGGGGGAUGCGAUGAAGAUAUUGGGUUAUUUUUAUAUAGAGGAAAAGUGGACAAAGAGAUCAUUGAACAACUACAAGGGAAAGAAACUGGUCUUAGAGAUCAUGGUGAAAUGAUCAAGGUGCACGUCGUUCCCUACAAAACUUUAUGGCGAAUGACUGCUGAUGCCAAAGUUCUUGCAGCAAUUGCCCUUUAUGAAAUGGCCAAGAGGGACGGCCUUCUCCCCAUUCUCAAGGAUUGAUUGAUUGAGUGAUGCCACUUUCUUCCUGAGCUUCUCAAUUUGUUAUAUCUAGAAUUCGUAUGGGAAUAAUGUGUUAGUGCUUGCACUUUCUUGUCAUCACUAUUGUUGUUGAAUUAGCAAAAUAGAUCGAUCAUUCUGAUUCUUCUUA